GUGGGCAGUGGGAUCGGAGGCGAGCGGGGAAAGUGUGUGACAGAGAAUGGAGAAGUCAGGAAAGAGAGUGUUGCUGAGCUCAAACGGCGACGACAUCUCGCAAGGCAUUGCUUUCCACUUAGCCAAACAAGGAUGCAAGGUGGUUUUGAUGGGGGAGGAGAGAUGUCUAAAUAGCAUCGCACAAAAAAUCAUGGGUUCCCUCUCCCUCAGAAGCAGAGACGCUGAUCCCGUGGUGCAGGUUGUUGGAUUGGACUUGCAGAGUGAAGACGAAUCUGCUUUCAGUGAGUCUGUCGAUAAGGCAUGCCAGAUUUUGGGGAAACUGGAUGCUUUUGUAAACUGUUACACUUAUGAAGGAGAGAUGCAAGAGCAUCUGGAUUUAGCUGAGAGUGAGUUCAUCAAAAUAGUCAAGAUUAAUUUUAUCGCUGCUUGGUUCUUGUUAAAGGCUGUUGGCCAAAGGAUGCGGGAUUUCCAGAACGGAGGCUCCAUUGUGUUUCUGACAUCCAUAAUUGGUGCUGAGAGAGGGCUUUAUCCAGGAGCUGCCGCUUAUGCCUCAGCCUUGGCUGGAGUGCAGCAGUUAGUUAGGGCUUCGGCUCUGGAGAUAGGGAAGUACCAAAUCAGAGUUAAUGCGAUUGCACGAGGCCUGCAUCUGCAUGACGAAUUCCCAUUAUCAGUGGGAAGGGAAAGGGCAGAGAAAUUGGUAAAGGAAGCAGCGCCACUUGAGCGAUGGCUUGAUGUUAAGAAUGAUUUGGCGUCUACAGUCAUCUAUCUUAUCAGUGAUGGGUCAUGCUACAUGACAGGAACAACCAUAUAUGUUGAUGGAGCACAGUCUAUAACCAGGCCUCGGAUGCGGUCCUUUAUGUGACUUUUCAUCCUAAGCUGCUACUUAUGGAAUUUGGCUAUGGAUAGCCAGGACAUUUCUUAAAACCACACACUUUAUCGGUGGAUUUUGUUAAAAUAAGUUUGUCGAAGUUUGUCGAACUAAAAUUAUGUUUGACUGCAAUCAUAUUACACAUGUAAGAUGUCUGAAAGUGGGGUCGUCUAACAGGUGGCCAAAGUACUAAAUUGAAAAUUUGGGAUAAAAAAGAUACAUCUAUUGACAUGUUUCAUCU
Abrus precatorius (Indian licorice) is the source of this 1109-nucleotide messenger RNA. Its product is annotated as levodione reductase. The record is from RefSeq and is a predicted model, not a curated record. The transcript has 4 exons. Bases 47 to 862 code for a protein of 271 amino acids. Lineage: Eukaryota; Viridiplantae; Streptophyta; Magnoliopsida; Fabales; Fabaceae.